AUGAUCCAGAAACUGGCAAUAUUUUCCAUUCUCAUCUUAUCUGCGACCUGCAUGGUGCUGCACCAAACGCCACUGUACCUGCCGAUCCAGUAUCAAGAGCGGACACCUAGUUACAACUUCGCUUAUGAAGUGAACGACCCUCACACUGGAGACUUCAAGAGGCAACAGGAGAAUCGGCGAGGAGACGUCGUGUUGGGUCAUUAUUCUCUUCUGCAGCCUGACGGAGUAACAAGGACAGUAGAUUACAGAGCUGAUGACCAUACUGGAUUUAAUGCGGUAGUGAACAACAUAGGUAGACUUAACAAUGGCCCUUCCGAUAGACAAGAGGCUGCUAAUGAUGGAUCUGGAAGACAGCCCGAUGAGAGGCCUCCAGCCGAACAACCGAGGCAUAGUCCUAACGAACAACAGGUGACUCCGACGCCCUUGGCCAUUACACACACUUCCAUUAUCCACCAGAUCCUACACAGACGGUCAUAG
Parnassius mnemosyne (clouded apollo) is the source of this 477-nucleotide messenger RNA. The record is from the annotation of a GenBank genome assembly. NCBI's taxonomy places the organism in Eukaryota, Metazoa, Arthropoda, Insecta, Lepidoptera, Papilionidae.